Messenger RNA from Aspergillus versicolor CBS 583.65, 1149 nucleotides. Its product is annotated as DNA-directed RNA polymerase core subunit RPC19. Lineage: Eukaryota; Fungi; Ascomycota; Eurotiomycetes; Eurotiales; Aspergillaceae. Gene Ontology annotation, molecular function: DNA-directed RNA polymerase activity; protein dimerization activity; DNA binding. The record is from RefSeq and is a predicted model, not a curated record. Gene Ontology annotation, biological process: DNA-templated transcription. Bases 492 to 926 code for a protein of 144 amino acids. Gene Ontology annotation, cellular component: RNA polymerase I complex; RNA polymerase III complex. The transcript has 4 exons.
UAUAGAUCAGACUCUAAUGUGCAAGUAGGUUACACCAUCUUUGGUCAAGAGUCAAUUCCGAGUCAGUCACGCUUGACGAGCCAUUAUACAGUGGCGUUAUGACCCCAAAUCAAACAUUAAGGGACACCUGAAUAAUUACCACUUUAAUGGUAGCGGAGUUGAAUUGCUGAGAGCCAACACCAUGUGUAUGGGAGCCUCAGGCAACAUUUACCGUUCGAAGGCGGUCAGUGCCUAUCGAUAACCGCUUUCGACUUUUUUCAUGAAGAGGAACAAGCCUUUUCCCUAAUAUCACCCUCAAGCUCUACCCUCCACUCUUAAAUUCGUCGCUAGAAAAUCACAGCUUCACUGGCAUUAAAUCCUGAUACACAAUUACCACACACGAUAUCGCAUUGACUCCCCACCACCGAUCGACCGAUCAUCAAUCCCACCCCGCAAUAUCGCACUCCGGUCCACGCAUACUCCCAAUAAAAUAUUAAAUAUUAUAGACCGCAAUGCCUUCGUCCGUACAUUCUCAAGAUAACGACCAAUCCAUGGUCGACGCUCAGAACCAGGAGCACGAGCAAACCGAGCAGCAGCAGCAGCAGGAACAGGAACAGGCGCUUGAAGAGAAGCGCAUUGUUGUUUUACCCGGCGCUACGGACACAGCAGCCUCGUUCCAAUUCGAGGGCGAGGGACAUACAUUAGGGAAUGCGCUCCGCUAUGCGAUUAUGAAGAACCCCGAUGUUGAAUUCUGUGGAUAUACGAUUCCGCACCCCUCAGAGUCGAAGAUGAACAUUCGGAUUCAAACAUAUGAUACAACAACCGCAGUCGAAGCUCUAGAAAAGGGCCUCGACAGCCUGAUGGAUCUAUGCGACGUUGUAACAGACAAGUUCACUGAUGCGCGGGACAAGUUCAAUGCGGAGCAGGCGGAUAAGAUGGAGUCAUGAGCUCAGUUUGGCCUAGACGUCUGCUGACUGAGACUUGUUAUAUUAUCUGUUUCUGGUUUUGUGUGUUUGAAUGGGCGUUUUUGUUGUAGAAAAGUUCGUCUUUUUGAUAUAUUGUAUAUUGGCGAAAUGAUAGACCUGCAUUGCGUGCAUACCUGGUUUUAUUGUGCUAUUCGGUCUGGAUUGGAUAGAUGGGUGAGGUGGUGCAUUACCAGCUAUCACUUGA